AUGGCCCCUCACAGAGCCCUGCAGCUGUCCCUGAAGAAGCCCACCUAUGCUGUGUGUGUGGUGGGAGUAGAGACCUAUGUAGACGUCCACAGUCAUGCCCCCAAGGGAGCCAGAACCUUUAGAGUCUCUGGGAGUUCCGGGGCGAAGGUCUUCGUGGUAUAUGACCCUGCCAGGGUGACCAAACCCACCGACCAGGAGCACUGGCCCCUGGAGGCCAGCGUGGACGUGGUGGUUUCUGUGACUACAGCCAGCAAGAACGUAGGGGACGUUAAGGUGAAGGUGUCCUACUUCAAGCAGGAGGAUGACAGUGCUCUGGGUCGAAGUGAGCUCUACCUCACAGGCGUCGAUAUCUCCCUGGAUGUUGACACAAACCGAACAGGCAAAGUGAAGAGAAGUCAAGGUGAUGACAAGAAAUCCUGGAGCUGGGGGCCAAAGGGCUCUGGAGCCAUCCUGCUGGUGAACUGUGACCGGGACAGUCCCAGGUCCAAGGGGCUUGAUCUUGCCAACAGCAAGCUGAUGUCCCUGCAAGACCUACAGGACAUGUCCCCCAUGGUGCUGACCUGUGCAGGGCCAGACCAACUCUUCGAGAGCCACAAGCUGGUCCUGAAUGUGCCGUUCUCUGAUGCCAAGAGAGUGGGGGUCUUCUGUGCCAGGGGUGGGAACCAUCUCUCAGACUACAAACAGGUGCUGGGGCCCCAACGUCUGUCCUACGAAGUGGAGCGGCAGCCGGGAGAGCAGGAGAUACACUUCUAUGUGGAGGGGCUCACCUUUCCCGAUGCCGACUUCGUGGGCCUGGUCUCCCUCAGCGUCAGCCUGAUAGAUACGGGGUCCCACCCCGAAGUACCACUUUUCACAGACACUGUGACCUUCCGCAUGGCCCCCUGGAUCAUGACCCCCAACACCCAGCCACCCCUGGAGCUGUAUGUUUGCAGUGUAAUCGACUCCCAUGGCCCCAAUGAGAAGUUUCUGGUACACAUGGAUGACCUGGCCCAGAAAACCAGGUGCAAGCUCAUUGUCUGCCCAUGGACUGAAAACAGAAACGACCGUUGGAUUCAGGACGAGAUGGAGUUUGGCUAUAUUGAAGCCCCUCACAAAUCCAUCCCCGUAGUCUUUGACUCUCCCCGAAACAGAGGCCUGAAGGAUUUCCCAUAUAAGAAGAUCCUGGGCCCUGACUUUGGGUAUGUAACUCGAGAGAUACCAUUUGCGGGCCCUUCUGGCCUCGACUCCUUUGGCAACCUGGAUGUCAGCCCUCCAGUCACCGUGGGUGGCAAGGAGUAUCCCCUGGGCCGGAUCCUCAUCGGCAACAGUUUUCCCAGGUCUGGUGGACGUCGGAUGGCCAAGGUGGUGCGUGAGUUCCUGAGGGCCCAGCAGGUGCAGGCACCUGUGGAGCUCUACUCCGACUGGCUCUCUGUGGGCCAUGUGGAUGAGUUCCUGAGCUUCGUGCCAACCUCAGACCAAAAGGGCUUCCGGCUGCUUCUGGCCAGCCCCAACGCCUGUCUUAAACUCUUCCAAGAGAAGAAAGAGGAGGGUCAUGGCCAUGCAGCCCAGUUUGAUGGACUAAGGCACAAGAAGAAUCAAAGCAUUAAUGAGAUGCUGGCAGACCGGGAUCUAAAGAGUGACAGUCAGUAUGCACAGAAAUGCAUCGACUGGAACCGGAAGGUGCUGAAGCAGGAGCUGGGCCUGACAGAGCAAGACAUUAUCGAUAUCCCCCAGCUCUUCUCUGUAAAGGGAAGCUAUGCAGAAGCCUUUUUCCCUGACAUGGUGAACAUGGUGGUGCUAGGCCAGUACCUGGGCAUACCCAAACCCUUCGGACCCAUCAUCAAUGGCCGCUGCUGCCUGGAGGAGAAGGUGCGAGAGCUGCUUGAGCCGCUGGGCCUACACUGUGUCUUCAUCGAUGACUACUUGUCCUACCAUGAGCUUCUGGGGGAGAUUCAUUGUGGCACCAACGUGCGACGGAAACCCUUCUCUUUCAAGUGGUGGCAUGUGGUGCCCUGA
Messenger RNA from Suncus etruscus (white-toothed pygmy shrew), 1995 nucleotides. RefSeq names its product peptidyl arginine deiminase 1 (gene PADI1). Gene Ontology annotation, molecular function: calcium ion binding; protein-arginine deiminase activity. The record is from RefSeq and is a predicted model, not a curated record. The transcript has 16 exons. Bases 1 to 1995 code for a protein of 664 amino acids. Gene Ontology annotation, cellular component: cytoplasm. Lineage: Eukaryota; Metazoa; Chordata; Mammalia; Eulipotyphla; Soricidae.